This is a messenger RNA of Paramecium tetraurelia, 756 nucleotides long. RefSeq lists its product as uncharacterized. The record is from RefSeq and is a predicted model, not a curated record. The transcript is spliced from 4 exons. NCBI's taxonomy places the organism in Eukaryota, Ciliophora, Oligohymenophorea, Peniculida, Parameciidae.
AUGGUUUACAAAAUCAGAAAUAAGUCAUUCUUCUGGACUAGAGCAGGAUGGAAAAACAAUUGGCAUCCUAAGAAUUUUAAUGCCCCAAGACCAUCAAGCUCUGAAUUCACCAUCGGUAUUAGAUGUCGUUAUGAUCAUAAUUCAUUUUUGAGAGGCAAUGAAAUAAAUUUUAUUUAUUAGCUUACCAUUCAUACAGAAAGAUCUCUAGACACUGAAUUGGAAGAAUUAUUUUAGAUGGGUUUGAGAACAUUUUUCAUUGUGCCACACAUUGCUGAAUGUCAAGUCACUCAAAUCAAGCAUGGUGGUGAAAGAAGAAUGGUUGAUUAAAUCGAUAGAGAUUUUGAAUUGGUAUCUUACAAUUCUCAUCCAUAUUAAUUGUUUACAUACUCUGUUUGGAAUUAAUAUUUAGCCAAUCAACAAGAAGCUUAUGAAUAGAGAAAGAAUGGUGGCCAGGCUAUUGAGGAUCAAGUGAUCGAUCAUAUUAGUGAAUUGGUGAAGGAUGAAAAAGCUAAAUUGGGAGCUGGAAAACAAUUGAGCAUUGAGAAAACAGCAGAGAUUGUCAUGAAUGUGAUGAGACAAUUGAGAGCAGCCCAAUAGAGACCCAAUCUUAAUAAUAGACGUGCUGAUGGAGAAUUUGAUGACUUCCUUGAGUAAAGAAGACCAUUCACAGCUCCAAAUAACUAAUCAGCUACUCAUUGAGCUGAUUAUAUUAAAAACAAUAUAUAACAACUUAUUAAUUAUAUUAUUUAUGUAUUA